Messenger RNA from Theobroma umbraticum, 826 nucleotides. RefSeq names its product ralf-like 34 (gene RALFL34). NCBI's taxonomy places the organism in Eukaryota, Viridiplantae, Streptophyta, Magnoliopsida, Malvales, Malvaceae. Gene Ontology annotation, cellular component: plasmodesma. Gene Ontology annotation, biological process: calcium-mediated signaling. The record is from RefSeq and is a predicted model, not a curated record.
CCUCUCUGCUCCACGUGACCCUACUGUACCCUUAACCAAACCCAAACUACUUUCAUUACAGUACUUUAGCUCGUUAACUCUUCUUCUACAAGCUCGCAGCUUUGCAACUCGUUUACUAGCAAUGGCUUCUUCACUUCUUAGCAAGCUUGUUUUUCUCCUUUUCAUCACCUACAUUGUCUUGUCGAGCUCGAAAGUUGCAGCCCAAGUUGAAGAGACAAGCUUGACGCUUAUGAGAGAUGCUUUGGAGUGGCCACUCUCAAUGUCGCUUUACAGCGACUUAAACGACAAUGAGGAAGGUGAUGAGGAGAUAGAUGAUGAAGAGGAAACUGGGUAUAGUCGUAGAUCUUUGUUUUGGAAGAGAAUGAGAUAUUACAUUUCGUACGGGGCGCUUUCUGCUAACAGAAUCCCAUGUCCACCGCGGUCAGGGCGGUCUUAUUAUACACACAACUGCUUCAAGGCUCAUGGUCCUGUCCAUCCAUACACCAGGGGAUGUUCCAGGAUCACUCGGUGCCGGAGAUGAAGGUUAUUAAUUUAGGCUCUGAGCUGGGUAAAAUUUGGUUUUGUAAGGAUUAAAGUUUAUAUGUGCUACUGUGGAAGAUUUGAGUGUUAUAUAGCUAAUAUGGCAUGAGUUUUGGGACUUGAGAGGGUUUUUUUUCUAUUUCCUUUCUGGUUGUGUUGGUGUGAUUUUGAUGCUGUAGGCGUAUUUUGUGUUGGCGCAUUGUUAUGUGGAUUAGCGCUGUGAUUAUAUGUGUAAUGAGGUUUAAACUGCUUUAUCUUAAUGGUAAUUGUUUCAAGUAGUAUAUACUAACUUUUUGGCUUCGUUGUA